AUGGAAUACCAACCUUUCGGCCAGGGUGGUGGUUCCUCCUCCUCCUCCUCCUCCUCCUCCCCAGGUUCUUCCGAACAAUCCUUCCACACGCCUCCGGAAUCACCAAUCCCUGUCAUCUACUUCAGCUCUUUCAACAAUGAUCGACAUAACAAUGACUCGAGCCCUGAAGAAAGCGAGCUUGAAACAGAAAGCCGUGUAUACACACCGUCACAGCACCUCUCUUCACCACCAUCACCAUUCCCAUCACUACCUCCAGGCCACAUACGGCAUCCCACCACCUACCCAUAUCUGUCGAACAAUCGUGAUUACCAACCAACCACCUCUCAACGAGGAAAAAGGAAAGUCAGCUUCUUCCCAUGCCCCGAUGACAACGACCAGUAUUCUUGCCUCUGCCUUCCUCCUGUCCUCACCAAAGCAAUGAUCAACCUAGCAAGCGGGAUCAAGGUGGUAGUAAAGCUAGUCUUUGAGACUCUCAGAACCGGUAUGGAUUGGGUCCCGCCAAUUCCACCGGAGUCUGAGUCCGACUCUGACUUCGAUAUCGAGAGAAAUCUGGAACGAGUUUCGGGACGGGGAAAACGGAGCAGGGUACGGAAGUGGAAGGGGCCUCCUCCUCCUAUUUUCGUGCCGAUGGGCGGUCUACCUUUGUUUCGAAGUGAUCAUCCAGCCCAGGAAGUGGACACUGCCCCUGAGCGGUGGAUUUGGCGGGGAAAGAACGAGGAACCCGUAUCACUGCGACGGUUGGGGGAUGGAGGAGGUGCUAUAGUGGAUGGAGAGUGGUAUGUGAAAAGAAGGGAUGAGAAAAAUCAUCAUGAUGCUGCCGAUGUGAAUGGCAAUGAACUGAGCACAGAGAAGAAGUGGAAGGGAAAGGAGAAGGAACAGACGGUUGACGUGGGACGAAUUUCAACAGAGGUUUUCGCAAGUGGUUCGGGGGAUCCAGGGAAGCUGCGGAGAGGAUCGUAUGUUCCGACGCGGCCUGACAGGAGGGGGACGAGGUGGGUGCCGAGGGGUGUUCAUAGUGGUGCCUGGGAUGAGGACUACAUAGAACAAUCUUGA
Molecule: messenger RNA, 1053 nt
Organism: Neurospora crassa OR74A
Lineage: Eukaryota; Fungi; Ascomycota; Sordariomycetes; Sordariales; Sordariaceae
Exons: 1
Coding region: 1-1053 (350 amino acids)
Source: RefSeq, a predicted model, not a curated record